AAGCCUUCGCGGAGGGGAAAGCAUGGGGCUGUACGCGGCCGCCGCGGCCGUGCUAGCCGGCGUGGAAAGCCGUCAGGGCUCCCUCAAGGGAUUGGUGUAUUCCAGCAACUUCCAGAACCUGAAGCAGUUGUACGCUCUGGUGUGCGAGACGCAGCGCUACUCGGCCGUGCUGGACGCCGUGAUCGCCAGCGCCGGGCUCCUUCGCGCGGAGAAGAAGCUGCGGCCGCACCUCGCCAAGGUGCUCGUGUAUGAACUGUUGCUGGGGAAGGGGUUUCGAGGGGGCGGAGGCCGGUGGAAGGCACUGCUGGGCCGGCACCAGGCAAGGCUCAAGGCCGAGCUGGCCCGACUCAAGGUUCAUCGGGGUGUGAGCAGAAAUGAGGACCUGCUGCAGGAGAGCUCCAAACCCGGCCAAGCCUACCAGGUACCACGGUUCGUGCGCGUGAACAUGCUCAAGACCUGCCCUGAGGAUGCGAUCGACUACUUCAAAAGACAAGGUUUCUCCUACCAGGGUCGGGCUUCCAGCCUGGAGGACUUGCGGACUCUCAAGGGGCAACAUUUCCUUUUGGAUCCCCUCCUGCCUGAGCUACUUGUAUUUCCUGCACAGACAGACCUGCACGAUCAUCCGCUCUACCGUGCGGGCCAUCUCAUCCUGCAGGAUAAGGCCAGCUGCCUCCCAGCCAUGCUGCUGUCCCCCGCCCCAGGCUCCCAUGUCAUUGAUGCCUGUGCUGCCCCUGGCAACAAGACCAGCCACAUUGCAGCCCUUCUGAAGAACCAGGGGAAGAUCUUUGCUUUCGACCAGGAUGCAAAGCGGCUGGCAGCCAUGGCUACAUUGCUGGCUCGGGCCGGAGUCUCUUGCUGCGAGUUAGCAGAGAAGGACUUCCUGACGGUUUCUCCCUCUGACCAGCGUUACGGCCAGGUCCAGUACAUCUUGCUGGAUCCUUCUUGUAGUGGCUCUGGCAUGCUGAGCCGGCAGCUGGAGGAACGUGGGGAAGGCAUGCCUAGCAAGGAGCGCUUGCAGGCCUUGGCUGGGUUCCAGCAGCGGGCUCUGUGCCAUGCACUCAGGUUCCCCUCUCUGCAACGCCUAGUCUACUCCACAUGUUCCCUUUGCCAAGAAGAGAAUGAAGACGUGGUCCACGAGGCUCUACAGCAGACCUCAGGGUCAUUCAGAUUGGCUCCUGUCCUACCCACCUGGCCUCACAGAGGUCUGAGUACCUUUCCAGGGUCCGAGCACUGCCUCCGGGCUUCCCCUGAGACCACACUCACUGGUGGCUUCUUCAUUGCUGUGUUUGAACGUGCAGAGGUGGUGUCAAGCCCAGCCCCGCAGACCAGUGCAAUGGCUCCGGAACCUCUCAGCCAAGCCCCAAAGAGAAAGAGAAGACGCAAGGCAGCGGCUGGUGCGGGCACGCACCCAGGCACAUAGGCCCCCAGUGCCCACAGCCAGCAGAACCAUCCUCCUUGUGGGAGCCCUGCUUGUCUGGAAGGGAAGAUGAUGUCCUGGCACUCGCAUAGUCCAACCAGUCAAGAGUUCUUUGCUUCACAAAUAAAGGACAAAACUCAGAUCUA
This is a messenger RNA of Apodemus sylvaticus (European woodmouse), 1563 nucleotides long. RefSeq names its product NOP2/Sun RNA methyltransferase 5 (gene Nsun5). NCBI's taxonomy places the organism in Eukaryota, Metazoa, Chordata, Mammalia, Rodentia, Muridae. Bases 23 to 1420 code for a protein of 465 amino acids. The record is from RefSeq and is a predicted model, not a curated record. Gene Ontology annotation, molecular function: methyltransferase activity. The transcript has 10 exons. Gene Ontology annotation, cellular component: nucleolus. Gene Ontology annotation, biological process: rRNA base methylation.